This is a messenger RNA of Notolabrus celidotus (New Zealand spotty), 1855 nucleotides long. It is a transcript of the gene cd7al, whose product is annotated as cd7 antigen-like. Gene Ontology annotation, molecular function: signaling receptor activity. The transcript is spliced from 5 exons. Lineage: Eukaryota; Metazoa; Chordata; Actinopteri; Labriformes; Labridae. The coding region runs from base 76 to 1188 and encodes 370 amino acids. Gene Ontology annotation, cellular component: membrane. Gene Ontology annotation, biological process: adaptive immune response. The record is from RefSeq and is a predicted model, not a curated record.
AGAAGUUUGUGUCUGAGCUGUCAUAGAGCACAUCUCUGACUUAUCUCUAGAUCUUGUGUCUGCUGAGUGUUUAAGAUGACUGGGAUCAGGUACCUUGCCUCUCUGUGGACUCUGUUCUUCAUGCAGACUGGAUGGGUCGGCUGUGAAAUUCAGUUCUUGGAGAGGAAUGAGGGGGGGUCAGUGGUUCUCCCCUGUGUGUUGAAUCAAAGAGACCCCCCACCCUACGGUGUCUACUUGAUGCGCAAGUGGCUGCAUCCUGGGGAGAUGCUAUUUAUGUACACCAAGACUAUGCCCACCGUGGGCGACGAUGAUAAGAACCGCACCAGUGUCAGUGGAGACCCGAGCAGCCACUCUCUGAAUGUGACCAUCUCUCAGCUGAGAGCCAGUGACACGGAUCGUUAUUUCUGUGAGUUUGUUGUGGAUAAUCCUGUCUCUGAAGACCUGAGACUGCAGGGAAACACUGAGUUCUUCCUCCUGGUUACUUCUGACGCCCCUGGGUCCAUGGACAUAGGUUCAGUAGAAACCUGUGCAGGGGGCUCUGCUGUACUCCCCUGUCUCCCCCCUCAAGGGGAGGCCCUGGCCGUGGAGGGAGUGUGUCUGAAGCGACAGAGGAAUCGCUGGGCACCAGUGGAGCUAUUGUAUCACUCAAAGCGUCACAGCAGCAACAUGCCUUCAUCCUCUUCCUCCCGGUUCCCUGAUGAGAGGUUCCAGUUGUCAUUGGCCCCCAGCCCCGGAGGCAUCACCUACAAUCUGACCCUGCUGCAGCUGCAGCCAGAGGACAGCGGCCUAUACAGCUGCACACUGCUCCUGCGUGGCUCGCCUGACAGAAGCACCGACCUAGGCAGAAACGUGUUCUUUGUGUCUGUGCAAGGUCAGUGCGGCUGCUCUGGCUACUCCUCUCUACUUUACACGCUGUCUGCAGCUGUGACCAUCCUCGUCCUCUUCCUCUUCAUCGGAUGUUUGCUGUUUCAUAAAGGUAAAGCACGCCGCAAUGUCAAGGCACGCCCUCAUGCCCCCAUCUACGAGGAGAUGUCCGGAGUGAAGACUGAAAGCCGAAAGCUGGCCCCUUGUCAUCUGGAGGAAAUGGAUUCUUCUGAGUACAAAAACUGUCACGUGAAGAAAUCCUGCCCUGAAAACCACUAUGAACGCCCCAGUGGAAGCCUCUACCCCAGGAGUGGGUCACCAUAAUGAAAUAUUAGACCUCCUCACCAACACAAAAGAAAGAUCAACUAAGCUGUCAAAAAUUGACUGGACUUCUGGCCGAGCUGUAGUGCAUCUUCAAAUGUGUCUUUGAAGCUCUCAUUAAUGGAUAGCAGAUAUUUAGAAAGAUAGUUUACAUUUAAGCAACUCCUUUGAAACCUUAAACAAAUGUGAGCAAGUGAAUUGGGUGAAAAAAAACAUUCAUUCAUGGUAUUUAGAAUGUUUAUCACAGUGCUGUAUAUAAAGGUGUUAUGUAUAUUUUUAAGGUUAUUUGUGAAACAGUUAAAGUUGAUUAGAAAGAAAGGUUGCUUCUUUAGAAAGUUUAGGUUGGUACAUAAUUUCUCAUCACUUGAAGUCUUAGCUUUACUUACUCUGAACUAUUUUUGAAAAUAUUAUUUUCUUAUAAAACGUCUCCAAUGCACAUUUUUGUAGAGUUAAAAUCAACAUUGUUAAUGAUUAUGUAACUAUUGCAGAUUACUUGACUGUCACUUAUUGAUGUGAUUCAGUAAAAGAUAAAACUCCUGUCAAAAGCAUAUUUGGUCACAAAAUUCUACUAAAACAGGAACCCACUCUUAAAGGUGUUGCAGCGUGCUAAUGGUGCGUAAAUGCUCUAUACUGUCUCUUCAAAAUCUGAUAAAUCUUGCAUCCCACUGAA